AUGUUUUACACAAAUACUAUACGUUUAUGUGAAUUAUUUGUGAUAAUUAAUGCAUUUAUUGCAAUCAUUAUUGGUUUGCAUUCAACAGAAAGUAAACUCAACUUUUAUGUCAACAAAGAUGAGAUACAGAAGCUGUUAGGAUUGACAGCAGAGAUUAAUUACAUAAAGAAUGGACACAUCAAUGACUAUGCCCUGGGAUUUGUUAUAACUGUUCCCUCAAACAUAACUGAUCUCUACUAUACCUGGUCUUCACCGAUACCAUCAAUAAGAUAUAGUAUUGGUUUUAAAGUUAGUGAUACUUUAGCAAUGGAAACGCCAACACUUAAUAUAUCCAAUGAUGGUUUUGUACCCAUCAAUGAACAGGUGUUUCAAGUGUCACUCAUAUGCAGCGGUCGAGUGGCUGAAGUGGAGAUCCAGAUGAUGGUUAACCUGACAAUGCCUUAUACUAAUAAUCAAACAGAACUUGUUCUUAAACGAAAGAAAAUCUGCAUUAAAAGUGAUCAAACGAGUGGAUCAAUUGAUAAUAACAAUAUAAGAUUAAAACCAUCAGUGAUUGACCAGAAAAUAGGUUCACGGGAUUCAAGUGCGCUGUCAAUAAUAGUAGCGUCGGGCAGUUGUUUCAUAUUGAUUGUCGCACUAUUGGCACUGUUAUGCUAUUUCUUAUAUGUUAGAUCUCAGAAGGAUCGUCGCACACAAACCAAUGAUUACGAAGGAAGUUUGACAAAUAUAUCAUCAAAGUCUGGACAUAUAUAUCUUCGUGUGGACACUCCCAGCAAUAUAGCCAUUUCCAGAAAUGGUAGCCAUUAUUCUAGUUUUCGAGGCUUUCUAAACGCACCGCCGAACUCAUUAUACCGAACCCUAUCGGUUCCCAUUUACACACAUAAUAAGCACAAUAUGAACACUAGAUUGAGUGAUAAAAGUUGCGAUUUGGAGGUCAACCGUAAGAAAAUACUUUUGCAACAAAACAUAAUGGAGGGAACGUUUGGAAAAGUUGUUUUCGGACUUAUUGUGACCAACUUUAAUGAGAUGAGCGCUGAAUCCAAAGUUAUGAUAAAAACAGUGUCAGAUCAGGCGUCUAAAUAUCAGAUCUCAGUAUUUUUAAGUGAAGGCAUGAGAUUCAAAGCACUAAAACAUCCAAAUAUACUGAGCAUAUCGGGCACUUGUAUUGAUGAUCCUCAUCGUCCACUUCUUAUAUAUCCUUAUAUGAAUAGUGGAAAUCUUAAACUAUUUUUACUGAAAUCAAGUACUCAUAAAUACUCGUCUGAAACACAAAUUCAUACAUUUUUAACGCAAGAUUUAGUUCAAAUGGCAAUUCAUAUCACAUCUGCUGUCAUUUAUUUGAACUCACAAAACAUGAUUCAUCGGGAUUUGUCCACAAGAAACUGUUUGGUCCAAACCAAUGAUCAAAACUCAUUUCUAGUCAAACUUUGCGAUAAUGCACUUUCAAGAGAUUUGUUUCCUAAUGACUAUCACUGUUUGGGAGACAAUGAGAACAGACCUAUUAAAUGGUUGGCUUUAGAAAGUUUAGUCAAAAGAGAAUUUACUCAAUUAAGUGAUGUUUGGAGUUUUGGUGUCACUCUUUGGGAACUAAUGACUUGUGGUCAACAGCCUUAUGCUGAAGUUGAUCCCUUUGAAAUGGCCGCAUAUCUUCGCGAUGGAUACCGACUCUUUCAGCCAAUUAACUGUCCCGAUAGACUAUAUGAUAUAAUGAUUUGCUGUUGGAAUGUAGAUCCAGAAGCGAGACCAACAUUCCCUCAGCUGUACUCAUGUUUACAAGACUUUCAUCAAACUUUGGGAAAAUAUAUUUAAAUUUUUGUUUAUAAACC
Molecule: messenger RNA, 1826 nt
Organism: Oppia nitens
Lineage: Eukaryota; Metazoa; Arthropoda; Arachnida; Sarcoptiformes; Oppiidae
Gene: dnt
Product: tyrosine-protein kinase RYK-like
Exons: 7
Coding region: 1-1809 (602 amino acids)
Biological process (GO): positive regulation of kinase activity; protein phosphorylation; multicellular organism development
Cellular component (GO): signaling receptor complex
Molecular function (GO): ATP binding; protein kinase activity
Source: RefSeq, a predicted model, not a curated record